AUGUCCGACUCAGAAAAUGACGAAGACUUAAAAAAAGCUAUUGCUCUCUCUUUGGGAGAAACUUUAUCGCCGGUUUCAAUCCGUGAGAAGAAUGUUGUCGAUCUCACUGCAAGUCCAAGAGCCAUGCCUGACUCAAGAAAUGACGAAGAUUUAAAAACUGUGUUCGAUUCGGAAAGCGACGAAGACUUGAAAAGAGCUAUUGCUCUCUCUUCGAGAGAAACUUUAUCGCCGGCCCCAAUACAUGAGAAGAAUGUUGUCGAUCUCACGAAUUCAGAUGAAGAUGACGAUAACGAUGACCUUGAUGCGCCUGUCGCAACACAUUUCAAAUUCACACAAACUAAUUCUGUUCCCAACACAUGCACUGAUGCCGAACCCAGUACCAGUCCUCAAAUAUCCAGCCAGCCAGACAACACGUUAUUUAAUGGCCUGACUCGUAAACAAAUGGAGGAAGAACGCUUAGCAAGAAUUCAACAAAGAAGCAAAGAGCCAGAUGCCACUUCCAAGAAAAGAAAAGCUUCGGUGUCGUCGCCGACAACCUCAUUAAAUGAUCGUCGCCAACCAAAAGUCUCUCGAUCAGAACCCAUAUCCCAUCAAAUGACAAUCAAAGGUAGGAAGGUGGAGUCUACAACUCGAAAUCUCACCGACAAAGGACUAGAUAACGCACUCGAUCAAUCAUCAAGCCUCACAGAGCCAAAUUCCGAGACUGACAUUGAAACUUCAAUCAUCCCAGAAAGGCUAUCCAAACGUCCCAUAUCAGAAGGUGAUGUAUCAGGUACCGGCAUCCAGUUUCCUCUCGGAGUUGUGAAAAAGACCUGGGCGCAAGGGUUCCCCCGGGAGGAAGACAUCAAGAUUGAAGAGGUCCUCCAGAGUUCAACCCUUGAACAUGCUGUUCUAGGGGCUUAUCAGAUAGAUAGUGAUUGGAUCAUAUCGAAGAUCCAGCCUUCUACAAAGGUCAUCUGGGUCUUGCAGGCAAACACUGAAGCCGAAAAAAUGAACUUCAGGUCAUUGGCACCGGAGACUUAUCGAUUUUGCUUUCCUCCGAUGGAAGGCAAUGUCAACAUCAUGCACUCAAAACUUCAAAUCCUGGCACACCCUACGCAUUUACGACUAGUCAUACCCUCGGCAAAUUUGACCCCAUAUGAUUGGGGAGAGAGUGGUGGGAUUUUGGAAAAUGUCGUGUUCUUGAUUGAUCUCCCAAGGUUACCCAAUGGCGAGAGAGCUUCUGAUGACCAGUUGACACUAUUUGCACAGGAUUUACUGUACUAUCUUCAUGCGAUGACGCUGGCAUCUCGGACGAUUGAAAGCCUCCGAAGGUUUGACUUCUCUAAGACGAAAGAUCUAGCAUUCGUACAUUCGAUAGGAGGUUCCCAUUUUGGCACGGAAUUACAAAGAACCGGCUAUCCGGGGUUAGGCAGUUGUGUUAGAAGCCUUGGUCUGCAUACAGACCACCCCUUGGAGAUUGAAUACGUAACAGCAUCAAUGGGAAAUCUUGAUGACCGAUUUCUCCGAACAAUGUAUUUGGCAGCACAGGGCGAUAAUGGGUUCAAGGAAUACAAGUGGAGAACAGAGAAGCCCGCAAGGUCCAAGAUGGAGACCGUGAUGGAGACUCAGCUUUCAGAAGAAAUUGGGCGCAGGUUUCGCGUGUAUUUUCCCAGCGAACAAACAGUCAAAGAAAGCAAGGGUGGCACAAAUGCUGCUGGCACGAUUUGCUUUCGAUCAAAAUGGUACAAUGCAAGUGCUUUUCCAAGGGAGCUCAUGCGUGAUUGUCAAAGUCGCAGAAAGGGAUUAUUGAUGCACAACAAAAUGUUAUUUGUAAGAUCCCAGAAAAGUCAAAAAAGUCCACAGCCCAUCGCAUGGGCAUACGUUGGAAGCGCAAAUCUUUCGGAAAGUGCAUGGGGCCGCAUGGUAAAGGACAGAGUAACGAAGGAGCCCAAGUUGAAUUGCAGCAAUUGGGAAUGCGGCGUUUUGUUCUCCGUCCCCCUCACCGAUCUAAAUGCACCGGCCGCUGUCCCCAAAUCGGGCAUGCCGACUAUGGAGGCUUUUGAUGGGUCUAUCCCCGUACCCAUGGUUUUCCCGGGUAUUGUGUAUGGAUCGAAGCGCCCCUGGUAUUACAGCGAAUACCCUUAA
Botrytis byssoidea is the source of this 2127-nucleotide messenger RNA. RefSeq lists its product as uncharacterized. Gene Ontology annotation, molecular function: 3'-tyrosyl-DNA phosphodiesterase activity; double-stranded DNA binding; single-stranded DNA binding. Bases 1 to 2127 code for a protein of 708 amino acids. Gene Ontology annotation, cellular component: nucleus. The transcript has 10 exons. NCBI's taxonomy places the organism in Eukaryota, Fungi, Ascomycota, Leotiomycetes, Helotiales, Sclerotiniaceae. Gene Ontology annotation, biological process: single strand break repair; double-strand break repair. The record is from RefSeq and is a predicted model, not a curated record.